Messenger RNA from Anoplophora glabripennis (Asian longhorned beetle), 1068 nucleotides. It is a transcript of the gene Trax, whose product is annotated as translin-associated protein X. Gene Ontology annotation, cellular component: cytoplasm; nucleus. The record is from RefSeq and is a predicted model, not a curated record. The coding region runs from base 178 to 1005 and encodes 275 amino acids. Lineage: Eukaryota; Metazoa; Arthropoda; Insecta; Coleoptera; Cerambycidae. The transcript is spliced from 4 exons. Gene Ontology annotation, molecular function: RNA endonuclease activity; sequence-specific DNA binding; RNA binding.
UUCUUCCACUGUAAGCAUUUCUGAAUUGUACAUUUGUAAUAUUUACUGGAGCAAUGCUAAGUUCACUGAUUAGAAAAAUUGAGGUUAGAGAAAGUUUUUGGGGGCUGUAUAAGCUGUUGCUGUUAAAUUUUCUAGAUAAAAAUUGAAGCUGAUCAACAGUUGGCUUGAGAUAAAAAAAUGUCGAAGUUUAGAGGCAAUCGAAAUAAACGGUCAAAACCUGUCGUGGGAGAUAAAGCUAAGGAAACCCUUGAAAAUAUGGACGAAAACAAUCCUGUACUUGUAAUGUUUAGAGAGUAUUCCUUAGAAUUGGAUAGUAAACUUGAUAGAUAUGAGAGGAUCAUAAAACUCAGCCGAGACGUUACAAUUGAAGCUAAACGCGUUAUAUUUUUAUUACACAAUACUAAUACUGAUAUAGAAUCAAAAAAGAAAUCCAUAUUAGAGGAAGCAGAUAAUAGGCUAAAAGCUUUAGUUGACACAAGUUUUAAAGCUAUAGCGAAAGAACUGCAGAAUCAAGAUGCUUAUCAGUACCACCGCGCUUAUACCGGGGGCCUACAAGAAUUCAUCGAAGCGCUGACGUUUUGUCAGUUCAUAAAAAACGCUUCUAUCAACCCAUGGGAUAACAUUGACCAGUUAUUCAGGUACGAAGAUGAGGAAUGUGGAAAGUACAGUUUGCUAUUUCCCCAGUACGACUUUAUAUUGGGCAUUGCCGACUUUACUGGUGAACUGAUGAGAAGGUGUAUUAACACUUUGGGUGUUGGUAAUGUGGAUGAGUGUUUUAAACUCUGUGAUUUUGUUAGAUACAUCAACACAGGAUUUUUAGGACUGAUAUCCCCUGGUAAUAAGGAGCUUUCGAGGAAAGCGUAUGUUCUCCGACAGAGCUUAGCGAAAAUGGAAUUAGUGUGUUAUAACAUACAAAUUAGGGGUACCGAGGUCCCUAAGCACAUGCUUAUUGGCGUUAUUGAAUCUCCAGACGUUAAUACAGACGAUGAUGAAGGUUUUUUCUAGUCGUAAAUCGAUUUAUUUAUUUUUCGUAUACGAAUUUUCUGAAUUUAUUUGAAUCUCGUGGAU